GGUAAGCCCGAGUGUAGCUCGGGGUAAAAUUUCAGUACCAAGAUUGGUAACCCUGAGCUACACUCGGGCUUACCAUGCGGCGUUCUCCGGGGGUCCCUGCAGCACUUACCUUGUCCUUCGCUCCCACGAUGUGUCCCCUGCAGCGUCCCCGGCCAUCUCCUCCGGCCGAUGCCAGCAUCUGGCUUGUGUUCCGGUCCCUGUGACGUCGGGACGUACGGGCGCCGGAACCGGCGGGAAAUUUGAAAUUUUAAAAAAAU
Staurois parvus is the source of this 257-nucleotide messenger RNA. Lineage: Eukaryota; Metazoa; Chordata; Amphibia; Anura; Ranidae. The record is from the annotation of a GenBank genome assembly.